AUGCUUCCAGACGAAGAGGAGCUUCAAAAGUUCCUCCAAGAGAACCGCUCGACCAAGGAUAUUCGUCUGCAAUGGAUCGACUUCUCUGGCAUCCUGCGCGCCCGCUUUGUUCCCAUUGCUCGAUGUCUGCAAAUAGCUCAGGGAAAGGAAGAGUACCUCAUCCCGCAAGUGAGCAUGAUCAUCCCAGUCUCAACGGCUCCGAAGUGCUUCCCAACGAGCAAUGAGAUUGAAACAUGGGUGCUACGUCCCGACUGGACUUCGCUACGUUGCUGCGGGUUCAGACCGAGCCAUGCUUCCGUUAUGUGCUUCGUGGAACACAAGGAGGCCGAAGAGAAGUAUAACAAGUGUCCGCGUAUGCUCUUAACUCGUGAACUGGACCGUCUUGAGAGACUGUGGGGCGUAAAGAUGCUGGCUGGCUUUGAGAUCGAAGUCAUGCUCCUGGACCAGAAUUUCGCGCCGCCAAUCAAUCAACUGGAUCGGUUGAACAGCUAUCAAACAACUGCUGGGCUGCGUGGCCAGACACUGGAGGCAGUUGAGGAGAUCCUUGACUGUCUCAAGGAGUCAUCUAUCACUAUCCAUCACUUCCACACCGAAACCCAUGACCAGAUAGAAUUCUCCCUCAGUCCUGAGUCGCCACUCAACGCCAUCGACUCGCUCAUCCUAGCACAGGAGACAAUCCGUACGGUCUUCAUCAGACAUUAUAUCAAGGCAACCAUGACUCCCAAGCCACUCAUCAAUGGACCAACCAAUGGAAUCCAUCUGCAUCUGUCCGUUGACAAGCUAGCACCACCACAUACAGAUAACUUCCUCGCAGGUAUUCUAACGCAUAUAAAGUCCCUCUGCGCCUUGGGAAUGGCCAACUUUGACGGUUACGUCCGCACCACCAAAGACUCAGCAGGCGCGUGGAUCGGCUUUGGCACCGAAAACCGCGACUUGCCAGUGCGCAAGAUAAAUGAUCAGCACUGCCAAUCCGUACCUGUUUACCGCGGCGGUUUCACUGGCUGGCUGGAGUGGGUUCAUCCAGAGCAUGGAUUUGACCUGGAAGGACUGUCACUGGACGAGCGGAUGCCGACCAGUCUGCAAGAAGCAUUGGAAUCGCUCAAGGCUGACGAAAUGAUGAAGACGCUGAUACCGGGACGCUUGCUGGAUGCCUAUAUUGCCGUGAAGGAGAAAGAAGUCGAGGUGUUUCAGAAAAUGUCAGACGACCAGAGACGCCUUAGGUUCUUGGAAUACUUCUGA
Molecule: messenger RNA, 1239 nt
Organism: Talaromyces atroroseus
Lineage: Eukaryota; Fungi; Ascomycota; Eurotiomycetes; Eurotiales; Trichocomaceae
Exons: 2
Coding region: 1-1239 (412 amino acids)
Molecular function (GO): glutamine synthetase activity
Source: RefSeq, a predicted model, not a curated record